Manis javanica (Malayan pangolin) is the source of this 3132-nucleotide messenger RNA. RefSeq names its product ceruloplasmin-like. NCBI's taxonomy places the organism in Eukaryota, Metazoa, Chordata, Mammalia, Pholidota, Manidae. Gene Ontology annotation, biological process: iron ion transport. Gene Ontology annotation, cellular component: plasma membrane. Gene Ontology annotation, molecular function: oxidoreductase activity; copper ion binding. The record is from RefSeq and is a predicted model, not a curated record.
AUGAAGAUCUUUUUACAGCUGACCUUUCUGGUUUUUAUUAGUCCUCCAGGUUGGGCAAAAGAUAGGCACUAUUACAUAGGUAUUAAAGAAACCACUUGGAACUAUGCUCCUACUGGUAAGAAUAUGCUCAAUGGGAAGCCUUUUUCAGAAGAUCAAGAGUUUCUUUCCUGGAUCUAUCUACAACGAGGCCAAAAUAGGAUAGGAUCUGUUUAUAAAAAGGCUUUGUAUUUUCAGUACACUAAUGAUACAUUUCAAACAAUCAUUGAAAAGCCACCCUGGCUGGGAUUUUUAGGUCCAAUAAUUAAGGCAGAGACAGGAGACAUCAUUUAUGUACAUGUGAAAAAUUUUGCUUCAAGAAUCUAUAGUUUUCAUCCUCACGGACUCACCUACACCAAAGAAAAUGAAGGUGCUCUCUAUCCUGAUAAUACUACAGGCUGGCAAAAGGAAGAUGACCGUCUGCAGCCAGGAACACAGUAUAUUUACAAGUGGUUUGUAGAGGAAAAGCAGGGGCCUGGCCCCAAUGACAGUAACUGCGUGACAAGGAUUUACCACUCCCACGUAAACACUCCAAGAGAUGUGGCUUCCGGACUUAUAGGACCAAUUCUGACUUGUAAAAGAGGCACACUGGAUGGAGACACGGAAAAAUAUAUCGACAAAUCUUAUGUUCUGAUGUUUUCUAUAACUGAUGAAAACAAGAGCUGGUAUAUCUAUGACAAUAUUAAUACAUAUACUGAAGCUGGCAGAGUUAAUAGUAGUGAUGCUGACUUCAAGGAGAGCAAUCUUAUGCACUCAAUAAAUGGAUACACAUAUGGAAAUCUGCCCAACCUCACCAUGUGUGCAGGAGACAGGGUCAGGUGGCACUUUGUUGGCAUGGGCGGUUUGUACGACAUGCAUCCCAUCUAUCUCCACGGACAAACUCUGAUGUCUCGGAAUCACAGGAAGGACGUCAUUACCAUCUUUCCUGCCUCACUGGAAGAUGCCUUCAUGGUGGCCAGUGGCCCUGGAGAGUGGAUGCUGGGCUGUCAGAUCUAUGAGAGUGUGCAGGCCUUUUUCUAUGUAAGGAAUUGCCAGAAACCUUCAGCACCUGUUACUGGAAUGCAAGUUAUACAGUAUUAUAUUGCUGCAAAGGAAAUUUCUUGGAACUAUGCUCCAUAUGGUAUAGAUUUCUUCACUAAAAAAAAUUUAACAGCAGCUGGAAGUGAAUCUCAGGAAUUUUUCAAACAAAGUCCAACCAGAAUUGGAGGAAUUUACAAAAAAAUAGUUUACCGUGAAUACACAGAUGCUUCCUUCCAAACAGAGAAGGCAAGAGAAAAACACCUUGGGAUCCUCGGCCCUGUCAUUAAGGCGGAGGUGGGAAAGAUCCUCAAGAUCACUUUCUAUAACAAUGCCUCCCUGACGCUCAGCAUUCAGCCUCACGGACUACGUUACAGCAAGAGCAAUGAGGGCUCCUUCUACAAAACCCCCGGAGGAAGUACCCCUCCACCCUCCUCUCAUGUAAGUCCUGGCACAACAUUUGUCUAUACAUGGGAAGUUCCAAGCGAUGUGGGUCCUACUGCCACAGAUCCUGACUGCCUGACCUGGUUAUACUACUCCUCAGUAAAUAUGGCACGAGACACCAACAGUGGCCUCGUGGGGCCUCUCCUCGUGUGCAGAAAUGGAAGUCUAGGAGAGGAUGGCAAACAGAAAAGAAUAGACAAAGAGUUUUAUCUGCUUCCCACAAUUUUUGAUGAAAAUAAAAGUGGUCUCUUGGAUGAAAAUAUCAAAACAUUUACCACAGAGCCUGAAAAUGUGAAUAAAGAGGAUCCAGACUUCCAACAUUCUAACGAGAUGUACUCCAUAAAUGGAUACAUGUAUGGAAAUCUGCCUGGACUGGAUAUGUGCUUAGGAGACAACAUUUCAUGGCAUGUUCUUAGUGUGGGAUCAUAUGAAGACUUACAUGGGAUAUAUUUUUCAGGAAAUACAUUCACUUCCUUAGGAGCAAGAGAUGACACUAUAGCUCUGUUUCCCCACACCUCCCGGACACUUUUUAUGAAGCCCGAUUCCACAGGAAGUUUUUCUCUGGUUUGUAUGACAACACAGCACUAUCAAGGAGGCAUGAAACAUAAAUACCGCGUGAGGCAGUGUGCGGAGCCGGGCCCUGAUCACACACAGUACCAGGAAGCAAAAGUUAUUUAUAUCGCAGCCGAGGAGGUUGCGUGGGAUUACACACCCAGCAGGAAGUGGGAGAAAGAACUGCAACGUUUACUGGGAGUCAACAAAACAAACAUCUAUUUGGAUAGAACUGGGACGUUUCUUGGGUCUAAAUACAAGAAAGUCAUAUACCGUCAAUACGAUGAUAUCACAUUCGCAAAUCAAACCAAAAGAAAUAAAGAUGAAGAACAUCUGGGGAUACUAGGCCCUUUAAUAUUUCUCAGCCCUGGUGAAGAAGUCCAAAUUAUCUUUAAAAAUAAUGCCUCAAGACCAUAUUCUAUCCACGCUCAUGGAGUGAAAACGAAUUACUCCACUGUUGCUCCGACACAGCCAGGAGAGAUUCAAACAUACAUCUGGCAGAUUCCUGAAAGAUCUGGUCCUGCCUCAGAGGACUUCGAGUGCAUACCUUGGUUUUACUAUUCGACUGUGGAUGUGGUUAAGGAUCUUAACAGCGGACUGGUAGGCCCUCUGAUUGUCUGUCACAAAAACAACAAAGCCAGCGUAGUUCAUCGUGUUCUACACUUUAUGAAUUUUGAUGAAAACAGAUCCUGGUACUUUGAAGAAAAUAUCAAUACCUAUUCUCCAGAACCAGAUAAAGUAGACAGGAGCGAUCCUGAAUUUGAGCUCAGCAACAUAAUGCACGCAAUUAAUGGAAGAAUGUACGGAAAUAACCAAGGUCUGAUGUUUCAUGUGGGGGAUGAAGUGAAUUGGUAUCUGAUUGGCAUGGGGAGUGAAUUUGACCUGCACACAGUCCACUUUCAUGGCCACAGCUUUGAAUUCACGGAUUCGGGACAGUUUCACUCUGACGUUUAUGACCUUCCUCCCGGAGUCUAUCAAACUGUAAAAAUGUACCCAAGAGAUGUUGGAACCUGGUUAUUUCAUUGCCAUGUUAGUGUUCACAUUGAGAGCGGAAUGGAAAGCACUUACACUGUAAUCGAGUGA